Molecule: messenger RNA, 1622 nt
Organism: Cyprinodon variegatus (sheepshead minnow)
Lineage: Eukaryota; Metazoa; Chordata; Actinopteri; Cyprinodontiformes; Cyprinodontidae
Product: D(1) dopamine receptor-like
Exons: 1
Coding region: 158-1507 (449 amino acids)
Biological process (GO): adenylate cyclase-activating adrenergic receptor signaling pathway
Cellular component (GO): membrane
Molecular function (GO): G protein-coupled receptor activity
Source: RefSeq, a predicted model, not a curated record
UUAGAUCUGCAAGGGCUCACAGCAGCAGGACAGAUUAGUCUGAUCUCAGCAUGCUGCGCCAUCCCCGCUCUGACUGCGAGCGCUUUCUACUGGUUUAUGCAUCCUACAGUCCUAGUCGUGCGGCUUGCCAUGCGGUCCCGGUGCGUGGAUCUGGACAAUGAAUAACACCAGCUUGGCGCUGGUUGGAGCGGGCAGCUUGGAGAGCCCACCGGCGCACAGAGCUCUAACAGGCUGCGUCCUGGUGCUGCUCAUCAUCUGGACGCUUUUGGGCAACAUGACCGUGUGCGCGGCAGUUUGUAGAUACCGCCACCUGCGCGCCAAGGUGACCAACAUCUUCAUCGUGUCUCUGGCUCUGUCGGACCUCCUCGUCGCGCUGUUGGUGAUGCCGUGGAAAGCCGCGGCCGAGGUGGCCGGCUUCUGGCCGUUCGGCGGUUUCUGUAAGACGUGGCUGGCCUGUGACAUCAUGUGCUCCACGGCCUCCAUCCUUAACCUGUGCGUCAUCAGCGUGGACCGGUACUGGGCCAUCUCCAACCCGUUCUGCUACGAGCGGAGCAUGAACAGGAGGGUGGCCUUCAUCAUGAUCGGCGUGAUUUGGACUGUAUCUGUGGUGAUCUCCUUUGUUCCGGUGCAGCUGGACUGGCAUCGGGCGGAAAUCAGUGACCCCGGCGGGCGGACUACGACCCCACGCGUGGAGAGCACCGACAGAAGCUGUGACUCCAGCCUGAGUCGCACUUACGCGAUCUCCUCCUCCCUUAUCAGCUUCUACAUCCCUGUAGUGAUCAUGAUCGUCACCUACACCCGGAUCUACCGGAUCGCCCAGACGCAGAUCCGGGUGAUAUCCUCCCUGGAGCGCGCGGCGGAGCACGCCCAAAGCUGCCGGACACAUGUUCCUGAGCUCUUCCCACACAUGUGCACAGAAAUCGGAGCCAGCUCCUAUCAGCCCCGCAUCAGCAUCCACCCUGUUACCCAGUGCCCAGAUCAAUCACACCGGGAGCUGAGAGUCUCCAUCAGAAAGGAGACCAAAGUGCUGAAAACUCUCAGCAUCAUAAUGGGGGUUUUUGUCUGCUGCUGGCUGCCCUUCUUCGUCCUGAACUGCGCUCUUCCAUUCUGCCCCGAACCAGGGGCCCCGGGGGGCCAUCGCGGCCCCUGCUGCGUCAGUGAAAAAACCUUCGAUGUCUUCGUGUGGAUCGGGUGGAGUAACUCCUGCUUGAAUCCGGUGAUUUAUGCGUUUAACGCAGACUUCAGAGACGCCUUCCUUCGCCUGCUGCGCUGCCGCGGCAGAGGCUUCCUUUCGGCGGUGAGCACCGCGGUGGAGACCAUGAUGGCGGGCAACGAGGCCGGCCAGAAGAGGCGCGACAGCACCCUGAAGCCGAAGCUCAGCGUGUCCGUGAACACGCGUGGGAGUCAAGACAGCGGGGACACCACCAUGGUGGUGUUUUAUCACGGAAGGGCCACGAUGGAGCAGGGGACGGACACUGAGGAAAGACUGACACAGAUACCCAGAUAAAUCCCAAAUCUAUGCACAUUUUGUUACAUUUGAGUUACAUUUAAAUGGUUUUUGACUGUUAAACAAAUGAAUCAAAACAAAUAGGUUUUAUUUUUCAAAUAUGGCAGUCCAAAAG